Messenger RNA from Brassica rapa (field mustard), 1433 nucleotides. RefSeq names its product RING-H2 finger protein ATL5. The record is from RefSeq and is a predicted model, not a curated record. NCBI's taxonomy places the organism in Eukaryota, Viridiplantae, Streptophyta, Magnoliopsida, Brassicales, Brassicaceae.
UUUUCUUUACAGUUAGGAAGACAUAUACACUGUAGUAUAAUUGAAAUGAAAUGAAGAAAAAAAAACCAAAAAUUGUAUAGAAAGGAGAGAAAAACAAUACUAUAAAAUAAAGAGUAGUCAAUAAUUCAUAGUAGCUUCUCUAUAAAUAGACAUCCAAACACAAAAGAAUUAAGCACAUCGGAAACUUCCACUCUUCUUCUUAUUCGUUCCAUCCACUCACUUCAUCCUCUCUCUCUCUCUCACUUGUUUCUCUCACUAGAGCAAUGGGAAUCUUCGAUGACAGUAGCAAGACACUAUGGGGAAGCAUGACCCUUGGUUCUUCACGUUACGCUCUUAACGGCAAAAUCAUGCUCGCUUCCGUUAUCAUCCUCUUCGUCGCCGUCAUCCUCAUCCUCUGUUUCCACAGCUACGCCAGAUGGCUAUUCCGACGUCAAAACCGCCGUAUUCGCCGCCGUAUCAAUGCUCAUCUCCGAUCGCUAUCCGCCGCUCGAGACCCCACUCAAUCAUCCUCCCUCUCUCCUCUCGAUCCGACGGUGCUCGAGAAGAUCCCGAUCUUCGUCUACUCCGUUGAAACCCACAAAUCUCCGCCGGAGGAGUGCUCCGUUUGCUUGUCGGAGUUCGAAGAAGAAGACGAAGGACGUGUCCUUCCCAAAUGCGGCCACGUGUUUCACGUUGACUGUAUUGACACGUGGUUCCGGUCGAGAUCUAGCUGUCCGCUUUGUAGAGCUCCGGUUCAACCCGAGCAGUCGUUUACUGAAUCCGGUUUGAGGAAUUCAGAACCGGUUGCUCCCGUUUUUCCAUCGGUUAAGCCAAUUGAGGAUACCGAAGCCGGAAGCUCGUCAUCAUCGGACGAAUCCGAUUCAUCGACGCCGUCUUCGUCGUCUGGUUCGCCGUUGAGGUUCCCGAUGGAAGCUUGCGAGAGGGAACCGAUUGAUUUAGUCGGUAUACUUGUUGAGAUUCCCGGGGGAAAUUGACGCUUCUAACUCCGGUUUACCCGGGGACAACGGAUCUAAUAAUCGGGUUUCGAUGAAGAGGAUAUGGGGUAUUUGAUUUGUUCCCUCACUCAAAAUUGUUUGGAACUGAAGAGUCCGACCCGAUAAUUGGGGAACCGGGUGGGCAAGAGAUGGAGUCGUAAUUCGGAUUCGUAACGAUCGGCUAACCGAACCGGUAAGCGGGGCUACUCGGUCAAUGUAUGUACUGUCGUUUAAGUAGAGAAGCAAAGCAAUCGCUAAGCCAAGCUCUCCCGCCAAAACGAUUCUCUUUGUUCCUUUGUAAUCUCUUAAAAUGGUUUGUUACAGAGUUGUAAUUAAAGUAAAUAAUUACGUUUUUAUCAUUGUAAUUUUUUUAAAAUAAUAUGUUCAUUAUUAACCGAAUACUAAACUUAAUUGUUUGUAAACCUUGUCAUUCACUAUUUCAUUUACCCUUUUCGUUCA